UGCACCCUGAAGUUAGGGUUCCGUUGCUUGCUGUAACAUUUUGCAGAACAGUUCAGGCUCCUCCCCAGCACCAACGUCACCCGAUCCCUAACAAAGCGUCAGCGAUAGUCGGCAACACAUUGUGGUGGCAGAUCUGCGGGGCGCUGCGCAAAGCUGGACUAGCAACGCUGCAUUUCAUGUCCCCAAAAUAUUCCGAGAGAAGUGCGGAAGAGCGUGCAUAGAGAUCUCUAGAGUCACUGCAACUUCAUCGGCCGGCUGUGCUGCUCUCUCCCUCCCCAGUCUGCUGAAGCUGCUGCAGACCGGAGGAAUUUGUAACUUGCGGAACUGAAAUUGGGAAGCGUGAUCCGUUAGGUGCACUGUCAGUUUUCGGAGGAAGUUAUUAUUAUUUUUUUAAGAAACGGCCACAUACUUGGAGUUACCUUCCCAGUGUUGGAAACUUCCCAACGCAGCAUCGAUCGAGGUCCUCCCGCCCACUUUACCUCUGAUCCACAAUACAGGAAGGCGGAGAGAGAGGAGAGCGAGAGAAACAGAGAGAGAGAGAGAGAGAGAGUUGAGCAGCCGCAGCGGUGGAUGGAGCAACAAAGGCUGGAUGGUUAAACUACAAGAGUCCCUGUGAGGAAAACUCAACAGCGCUUUCUGUCGUCGCCUGAUAUUUUCUUAACUGGAACUCUGUAUCAGCUUGGAUCUCAUUCCGGGGACCCCAUCCAGAGCAAACUCUCCAGAGCCAACCCAGCGGGGGGGAAUUCGUCGCAGACGUGAAAUUGAUGCUUUGGCACGGAGAGUCGCGGCACCGAAAACGUAGUUUUGCGAAAGUCUCCUGUAGCCCAGUGAGGGAGAGGUAGACCAGUCUCUGCGGCCGAAGUGGGAUUUGCAGAAGUUGCAUGCGUGUUCUUUGUCGCUUCGAGUGAGUCCCGUCCAUCCGCUCUCAGGUUAUCAGAAGAGACCAACCGGGAUAGUUGAGGAGCCAUGGAGCUGUUCGCGGGGAUGUUGGGAUUCCUGUUGUGGCUGCAGGUCCAAGCUGUAAAUGGACAGAGUGUACAGAUGGACUCCAGUAAGUCUGGCUUUGUGGGCACACAAGUGGAACUGCGCUGCAUCUUCGUCAAUAGCAAUCCGCCGGUGAAGAUCUCCCAGGUCACCUGGCAGAAGCUGUCCAACGGCACCAAGCAUAACGUUGCCACCGCCAACCCAACCCUGGGCGUCUCCAUCCUGUCGCCCUUCAAGGAGCGUGUGGGCUUCAAGCAGGCGGCUGCUCUCCAGCGCCACCAGAUGGAGGACACCACCAUUGUGUUCUCCAACCUGCAGCUGUCCGACGAGGCGGCCUACAUCUGCGAGUACACCACGUUUCCGGCGGGCAACAGGGAGAACAUGGUCAACCUCACUGUGUUUGCUCGGCCAAUGACUCGGAUGACCCUAACGAGCCCAACAAUCGUGGCCAGGGGUAAGAAGCGCAACAUGACCGUUGCCACCUGCACUUCGGCCAACGGGAAGCCUCCAAGCACGAUCAAGUGGAGCACAUUGUUGAAGGGGGAAGCCACCUUGCAGGAGACUCGCAACCCGAACGGCACGGUGACGGUACGGAGCAGCUACGUGGUGGUCCCGAGCCGCGAGACGCACAAACAGAAGCUCACCUGCAUCGUGACGUACCGGGGCGAGAGGAUCACUGACAGCGUGGUGCUCAACGUGCAGUAUGAACCCGAGGUGAAGAUUGAAGGGUUUGAUGGAAACUGGUACCUGAACCGUCAGAAUGUUCAGCUGACCUGCAGGGCCGACGCUAACCCCCCUGUGACGAUCUACCAGUGGAAACUUCUGAACGGCUCGCUACCCAGCAACGUGGAGAUCAAAAACAACACCCUGUUCUUCAAGGGGCCCGUGACCUACGACCUGGCCGGAACCUACGUCUGCGUCGCGAUCAACGGCAUCGGGACGCGCACCGGAGUCGUGGACGUCAACAUUACCGACAUGAAUGCUGUGUCAUAUGCAGCCAGCAACCUCCCUAUCAACCCGACACCCAGGGGCAACGGCAUCCCUCCGGAGCAGCACAAUGCAGGUGCCGCCAUUGGGGGCGCUGUAGGGGGAGUAAUCCUGGUAAUCUUGGCAGCAACACUGCUCUUCGUGUUCCUGCGUCGCCGCCAGCGCACCUUCAAGGGGGACUACAGCACCAAGAAGCACGUCUUUGGAAACGGGUACAGCAAGGCGGGCGCCAUGCCCGCGCACCCCCCCAUCCCCAAGAACCUCCAGUACCCGGACGACUCGGACGACGAGAAGAAGCCCACCCAGAUCAGCAACACCGGGGGGUUCGAGGCGAGCGAACGGAAUUUCGACACCGAAUCCGAGGACCUGAAGAGACCGUACUUCACUGUGGAUGAGGGGGAGAGCCGAGAUUACGGGGAGCGGACUCUGGCCUUCCAGUACGACCCAGAACCUGAAAUUGCCGACGAUAUGAUCUCUCAAACCGACGGCUCUGUCAUUUCUAAGAAAGAGUGGUACGUGUAGAGGCAUGCAACCGCCAAGCAACCUGUCGUCCCUCACCUGCAUUCCACCUCACCCUUCACUCCCACCUCCCCACCCUCACAUCCAUCAACCUGCACCUCCUGCAGUGGCAUUUCCAACUCACCCCCUCCCCCCUCCCUGCAUCAGACUCCAUCCAACUAAUCACUGUUAGAAAAAUCAAGGGUCUAUUUAAAGUCCAAGAACACAACUUCUCAACAUGACAGCAUUGGUGUCUCUUUCAUCAAGUAAAUGGGCAAAGAUUACAAACUAAGGUAUGUAAAUGGACUCAAUGUGGCUCCAAGGCCAGAAAGGUGGUUGGUUAAUACUGUUGUGUAUUUUAUUUUUCAUAAAUGUAUUAAAUGUGUAAAAAAAAAAAAAAGAACAGGUUGAGGUUUUGCUGAGCACAUUUGUGAAAGUCCUACACUGGAUGUAUGGUGUUUUUUUUUUGUUUGUUUUUACUUUGGUUUGGUUUGUUUAUUUUUGUCGUUAGCAAUUUUAAAUUUGUCAUUUUUAUAUUUUCUUUUUGUAUGAUCUGCAGAGAAAUGAGAGUCAUGUGUCUGACAUAUUUUACAGGUGGAGUUUAAAGUGUUUAAAAGUUUAUGGUCAAAUGUUUCAGGAAUAAUAAAAAAAAAAAGUAAAAAAAAAAAAAAAAAGAAAACUAGCUGUACAGACGUGCAACAUUUAUGGCAAAAGCACGUUAUUGUCCUUCUCCAAAGACAUUGUUGAUGCUUCUCAAGCCCCGUCUUGGACUUUAUUUGCUGUUUUUAUUUUUAAUAAAAGGGUGUCAGUCUACUGAGCCAUACAGACACAUGGUUGUAACAUAAUAACAUCCAAUGAUUUUUUUUUUAUUGCUAAAGUUUCCAUCAUGUUAAAUGAGUGCCCUUAUCAGUGAAUCAUAAAGUCAGUGGAGGGAAGGGCAGAAGCUGGCUGACAGACUUCAGUGUUCUACUUUUCAGUUUUUUGCAAUUGUCCUGCAAAGGUAGUAAUGCCACUUGAACUUUCCUCACAUUUUGUCACAAGAUGAAGUAAUCUGUAAGAUGAGAUACAAGAGCAAAUGAUAAACAAAAUCUAUUUAAUCACAGCAAAAGGAGUUCUACAGAGUAGUGACUCGGAGGAUCUGAUAUGUACUGCUGGGAAGUUCACCUCAGUCUGUGAGUGACUGUACUUCACAUACAAAUCCAGAAAAUCACAUUGUUUCAUUUUUUUUUAUGUUUAAUUGGGCAUGAAAUAAGUAUUUGAGACCAUCGUAAAGCAGUACUUUAAUUAUUGCAAUGACAGAGGUCGGACAUUUCCUACAGUUCAGGACCAGGUUACUUUGGUAACCUUGACCAGAUCAUCCGGUGUCGUUUUGAGCCGAUUCCUCACCUUUCUCAUGAUCACUGGUACUCCUCAAAGUGUCUCUUUGGAUGCAUUCCUACAGCAGGUAAUAAUGUUCAAAUUGGUUGUUUUUUUGUGUAUGAUUGUUCAUACUACUAUUUAGGAUCAAUCAGAUUUAAGUGUCAAAUGUUUCCAGACCCCAAAUAGACUGAAUGUUGACUCCACGUAGCAUCGCACUGUAAUAAUGGAUGCUACAGUUCCUGGGUCAGUUUUACUGCAAAAACUCCAAAUCUUUCCAAGUAUUUUUAGUCUUGUGUCCAAUACACAAAUGGUACAGUCAAAGGAUCGCAACAAAGAGGUAGCCAAUAAAGAGAAAGCUUAACUUAUAAGCACAGGCCUUUUGUUGAGCAUUGACUGCAACCUCUGUACAGAAGUAUGUUUAGGUGCAUAGUCGGAACCAGGAGUGGUGGGAUUGUAAUGUGAUGCGCUAUAAGUCCAGAAUUUUCAGAAUAAUAAUUUUCAGUCAUUGUUUACGUCCAGAUUUAUUGAGUCUGGUUUCUGCUGGUGCAGAAUUAUGAUGCAGGUCUCAUAUCAGUGACGUAAUAGUUGAAUAAAAUGCAACAUGAGCGUUCAGACUGCAUACGCUUUGAGAACAAUUGGAUAUGUAUCUGAGUUCUUACCACACGUGGAAGUGAUGUAAAUCUGACUUUUUUUGGAGAGUCAGAAUUUGGCCGUUCAGUCAGCUGUAAAAAGUCAAAUAUAUGGAGUGCAAGAUAGGAGAGCUUCUUAAAGACGAGCUACCGGCUGAAUUCCUGCUAAUUGGUCGGUGAUCAAAUACGUAUUUCAUGCAAUAAAAUCCAAACUACUUAAAACUAACACAAUGUGAUUGUGUGCAUUUUUUUAUAUAGAUUAUGUUGCUCAGUGUUUUGCUGUUUGGUAAAAAUUACAGAUGCCUUCAUUCUUGGAAAAUUAACAAAACCACAUUUUCUAGAUUUGUGGAAGUAUGCAUCAUUUUACAUCAACCGCACCGUUAUGCCCUCAUUUGUGUUGAUUUAUCCCAUAACAUUGAAUUUUGUGGUUAUAAUGAGACAAAAUAUGUAAAAGUUCAAGAGGCAUGAAUGCUUUUGUGAGUAAUUAUGUGGGAAAGACAUUCGCUGAGUCUCACAGGAUCACUAAUAGUGCUCGGAAAUGUCAUGAUUGUCACUUGACUUGAACAGUUUGACCUGUGUACAUGUGCUCAGAAAUCUCACCACUUUAAUGAAAUGUCUGGGUGUUUUUCUGUUCCUGUUUUUAUGCGUGUGUUGAGCUGUCAUAAUUAUGUUUGGCUCUGACCCCUUUUCCUCAAAAUGGAUGUCAGCGAAAAAGUGUCUGAGGAAUUUCUCAGUAAUGAUUCUGCCUCUCCAGUUGAGACUGUUUACCCAAGAACUGGCUAACAUCAACCUCAUUUUCCACCAGGAGUCAUCCAUGGACUCAAAGGACUCGGAUAAGAGGGGAAAUGUCAACUGAUGCUUUUAUUUACGCUAACAGAGAAAAUAUUUUAACAAGUAAAGGGAUCUGAAAAAAUAACGGUGGCCAUGCUGCAAAGCAAGAAAGCAGCGUAAGAACUUGACUGCUGCUUUAGUGAUGCUUCUUCCUUCCUUUCUUUCCAAAUUAAUUCCAGCUAUUUUUUGGGGGGUUAAUUUUGCAGUAAAGAAUUCUUUUUCCUUUAAUGUCAAGAUUUAUUUCUGCAUAUGGGGACGCACUGACUCUUUAUGCCACCAUUAUACAGUAUAUAUCUGUAUCUGUUUUUAAAAAUGUUAGCAAGUGCCAGUGGAUGCUAGUAUAGCAGAAAGACUUUUUCUUCUCCUCAGCUCUGAGCUCCAUUACACGAUCAGCAAAAUAUAUUUGCUUCAAAUGAGAAUGAAAAAAAAAAAAAAUCUCAAUGUGAAAAAUCAGAGAUAAGAGAGGCAUUGCAGUAAAUCUGUGGAUGUAAACAUAUCUGACUGGCUCUGAACACUAUAAAUACUGUAUUAAGCCUUAUUUUAUGCAUGUUUUUUGUGUGUGGGAGUGGAAGUGCAUUUGUUGGUAUUUUUUUUUCCUUUUUCCCAGUCAAUUCCAAUGUGUUUUUGUCCUCAUUUGCAGCUUAGAAAGGCGACAAUAUUCUCCUUUUUUUUAUUGUCGUCUGUAUUGGCAGAGCUAUGAUUUCAUUGGUACGCCGUACCCAACAACAAUAUUGCAGUUAAUACAAAAAUACCUAUAUAAAUAUAUGUUAAAAUGAUAAAGAACACAAAAAACACCCCUGUGAGAGCAUUUUCUUGCAGAUGUGAAUGUUUUUCAGUCCAUGCUUGUCUACUGUAUGCUUUUAGAUGAGCAUGUUAAUCAUGAGCCUCAAUCUAUAUUGUAUGAUAUACACAAACAAGCAUUGAACAGUGAGGUUUCUGUUGUUCUUAUUAGAAGUCAGUUUCAUUCUGUCCUCCUCCGAUCCAUUUUUCAAUGGCCUUAUUUCAGUUUUAAAGAGACAGUACACGACUCAAAAUAAACUGAGCAACAGUAGCCAGUUUCUUCUGUCACUGUGGACAAAAAAAAGUUUGGUUUUCUCACACAGGCAGGGGAAAUGCUUUCUUGUUUAGUCAGAAAUAGGUUGAACCGCAGCGUUAUAAGAAAACAAAGCACGUUUUAUGUUUUUGUUCUUUUUAUCCAGUGCCUAUCAAAGGAAGGAGGGGUGAGGUAGUCACGGCAACCACUUCCUGUUUAUUUAAGCUCUUCAUUCCCCAACUAGAUGAAAAAAAUUUAACUAUUAGACACAAUUCUUGUAAAAGUAUUUAUACUUCUUUUGAUUUGUUUUUUUCAUUUUACUUUGUGUGUUUUAUUGAGGUUUUAUGUAAUAGACACAAAAAAAAAGAUGCAGAAAUGUGAAGUAGAAGAAAAAUGUUCAAAUCAACCUCUGAGGUUCGAUGUGUCUUCUUCUUUUACAGUGAUACCCCCAAAAUAAUGAAAUUAUAACCACCAGCAAAUAUUUUCAUACAUUAGAUUUCUAAUUUGUGGAUACAACACAAUGAUGCACUUCUCAGUGUUUCUGCAGGAUCUUUAAGAAUUUGUAAGAAAUAUAAGUUCAGCUGAAAUUUCGACCUUUAAAGCUCUUAAAAACGUCCAGAUUUUCAAUUUGUGCUUUUCUCCAUUCAUUUUGUUUUACAAUAAACACAUUCCUUUCUUUUUCCUGACAUGAGCUUAUAGGAAGGCAAUGAAAUUCAACAUAUUCCAGCAGCGUUAUCCAGCGCCUUCAUCGUGGGAAAGUGUGUAUUUACUCAAGGUUUGGCUUGAUAGCUGCAAUAUUUAUAGCUGGCUAAAACCCGCCAUCAGAAACCACCACAAAGCCUUUUCUGACUGGGUGUAAAAGCACUAAAGUCAAACACCAUUUCACCUUAUUUAUGGUAUUAAGUAAAAUACAACUUAUUAAUUUAGUUAUUUUUUAUUCUGCUCUUUACUCAUGUUGUGUUUUUUUAUGAUGUAACCUUUUUUGGUGGUUUUUAAUUGAGUUCCAAAAAUUCUUAAACUAACAUUUCUGAAACUUAAACUUAAUCAGAGUUUUUUUUUUUUUAACAUUUGUCCACUAACAUAUUCAAACCAACAUCCCAAAGCUCCAGAAAACUUCUGGAUUUUUUGAGUUCAACUGCUUACAUUAGAUUUUCUUUCGGGGUUUCAGAGUAAAGGAAGUGAAAACAAUGCAUUGGAAAACGAAAAUGUAUGUCAGAAUUUUUCUUCUUCUUCACAAUUGUGUCUGUCUAAAUAAAAUCUAAUUAAAAACACACUCAGGUUUUUUUGUCAAGAACAAAACAAAAAGAUCUCCAAAACACAGACUGCACUGCAAAUCUCCGUUCAACACAAAUGAUCAUUUACAUGCAGUGGAAUCUAGUUAGUCUUCAUCCCAGCACUUUACUAACACUGCAUACUUGAUCACACAAAAAAAACGUCUAAUUCAACAUUUUCUUUUUCUAUCUAAAAAUUAAAACAGCACUCAAUGUUGAAUUUCUGGACUCCAGCAGAAAUCUAAAUCCUGCAGCCUCAGAUCAGAUUCUUGACGUUCUUCUAAGCUUUUAAGCACAACAGCGACUCUAAUCCAGUAAAAAAGAAACGUAACUUUCAUGUAUGAAUUAAUGAACAUCGCCCCCAUUUGAAAGCACAAACGUAUGGUUUCAUCUGACUUUUUUUCUGCUUCUGUUUUGAAACCACUGCCACAGCUGCUUCUCAGACAACAACAGAAAAAAAUACUUUGGGGUUAAAAAUGUAUAUUGCUAAAUAUUAACAUUCAUAUUACUGAGGUGUUCUGACUUUCUAUUUUAUAAUAGUGACUGUAACUUCAUUCCAUCCUAAUCCUACUUUUUGUAUUCUGUAUGUUUAACAUUCCACUGUAAAUAUUGUACAUAAAGUUGAGAUUAUAGUCUGGGUUUAAUAGCGAGCCUGUUGUGUAAAAUAAACCUUAUUUGACUGCAAACAUGGAGACUCGGUGAUGGAUAGAUGAAGUUGAUGGAUAGCUUUUUCCCAAAGUCUCGACUAAAAACUGCUCCUCUAGUACCUUUUUAACAUGCCAAUAGUGACUUCACUGUCAUACAAAGGGGGUAUUGCAUACAGUCUGUUGAAGUGGUGUCACUGAAAGAAUCUCAAAAGGUACAAAAAAAAUAAAUAAAUCUGUUUGUAUGCAGCCAUGUGAAUGUAUAUUUCUGAGGGUGUUACAAAUAUAAGAAUUAAAAAAAAAAAAAAUCUUGUUCAAUUGUGAUGACCCAGUAAAGUAACUUGUAUUUGUUUUGAGCAUUAAAUGAGUUCAAUAGUCAACCUGUCCCAGUUCACUGAUUGGAUAAAUGUGUCAUCUAACUGAAUAUGGUCCAUGUUUGCAGCACAUUUCCAGCUUCACGUGCAUUCAUGUAUUUUGGUAACUGCAGCCUUUUCCCAAUAACCGUGAUGUUUCAGUGUCUCAUGCAGGUGGUUCAGUUGAAUUACAUUUUUUUUUUAAUGUGCCUGUAAACUGUCACACCCAAAACAUUUGUUCUGUAAAUAAAUUUGGUUGAACAAAA
Gambusia affinis (western mosquitofish) is the source of this 8855-nucleotide messenger RNA. It is a transcript of the gene nectin1b, whose product is annotated as nectin cell adhesion molecule 1b. The record is from RefSeq and is a predicted model, not a curated record. Gene Ontology annotation, biological process: heterophilic cell-cell adhesion; homophilic cell-cell adhesion; protein localization to cell junction. Lineage: Eukaryota; Metazoa; Chordata; Actinopteri; Cyprinodontiformes; Poeciliidae. The transcript has 7 exons. Gene Ontology annotation, cellular component: adherens junction. The coding region runs from base 967 to 2493 and encodes 508 amino acids.